AUGGCCAGUGAAGCAAGAGCGCCGUUCCCUCCCUUUACCCAAGAGACCGCACAGCAGAAGGUGAAGGCUGCACAAGAUGCGUGGAAUACCAGAGAUCCGCAGAAAGUGAAGAUGGCCUACACUCCAGACUCUAUCUGGCGGAACAGGGACCAGUUUCUCCAGGGCCGUGACGAGAUCGCAAAGUUCCUAGAGGACAAAUGGUCCAAGGAGGACGGCUACCGUCUGCGCAAGGAGCUGUUUGCUUUCCGAGACAACAAGAUCGCUGUCCAGUUUUGGUACGAGUACUUUGACGAAUCCGGCCAGUGGUGGCGAUGCUAUGGCCUUGAGGACUGGACAUUUGCCGAGAACGGGCUUAUGCGGAAGAGGAUGAUGAGCGGGAACGAUGUCAAGAUCUCCGAGGAGGAGCGGUGGUACAAAGACGGCGUGGAUGUGAACUCGGUCGACAUCAGUGAGAAGCAUUGGUGA
Molecule: messenger RNA, 465 nt
Organism: Thyridium curvatum
Lineage: Eukaryota; Fungi; Ascomycota; Sordariomycetes; Thyridiales; Thyridiaceae
Exons: 3
Coding region: 1-465 (154 amino acids)
Source: RefSeq, a predicted model, not a curated record